Molecule: messenger RNA, 619 nt
Organism: Orbicella faveolata
Lineage: Eukaryota; Metazoa; Cnidaria; Anthozoa; Scleractinia; Merulinidae
Product: serine/threonine-protein kinase 31-like
Biological process (GO): protein phosphorylation
Molecular function (GO): ATP binding; protein kinase activity
Source: RefSeq, a predicted model, not a curated record
AUGACCAUGUGCUUAAAGUUUUCUCCAAGCUGUAUGCAGCACAAGAGAAGAUACUCUAAGAUUCAACAAAAUCAGCCCACAUUAUGUAACAAGAACAAGACCUUGAAUGCUCAUGGGCUGAAACAAAAUGGCUGGUUUGUGGGGUCACNUCUUCAAGAGCGAGAAAAGUCCUUACAGCAUGCACUUAACCAGCUUCAAGAACAAGAAGUUUCAGAUGCACUAGACAGCUGUAGUGUGGAGCCAGGUGUUGCUGUUGAAGUUUAUGAGGAAUGGCAGGAGAGAAGUCGUCAGGACAUCACAGAUGUCAAGAACAAAGUUAACCAGUGUACAGAGGACCUUGUAACGGCUCUCUCGAGUUUACAGCUGGCCCUGAAAGUAUCCCAAGACAGCAGUGAAACAGUCAGUAGACAUGCGUCAUUUGGUGAUCUUGACGCAAUGAUCAGUUCUUUGUCUUCAGCGAUACAAGAAGAAAUGGACAAGUCCCAGGUAUCAGAGGAUGAAGAAGCCAAGCAGAAGGUUAACAGUGCGAUCAAAGCUCUGAUCAUUGACCUUAAAAGGGAAAUGGCUGAUAUUCAGGAGUUGAGGUGAACGCUUUCUAUGAGAAUCCUUGUCAGUCAGU